Messenger RNA from Amphimedon queenslandica, 2002 nucleotides. Its product is annotated as probable serine/threonine-protein kinase DDB_G0271682. The coding region runs from base 363 to 1916 and encodes 517 amino acids. Gene Ontology annotation, biological process: necroptotic signaling pathway; protein phosphorylation. Lineage: Eukaryota; Metazoa; Porifera; Demospongiae; Haplosclerida; Niphatidae. Gene Ontology annotation, molecular function: ATP binding; protein binding; protein kinase activity. The record is from RefSeq and is a predicted model, not a curated record. The transcript has 5 exons.
CUGUACAACUACCUCAUUAUAAAUAUAUUGAGUUUACUGAUGGAGACUGGCAGACUAAUGAGCACUCAAUAUAUAAUAUAUCAUCAAGAGAAUGGAGUAAUCCUUUAAUCAUUGGUCAGUGUAUACCACCUGCUAGUCACUUCAUCAUUGAAAAGAUCAACAACACUAGAGCUGUUCUGUUUGGUGGAAUAGAGACUGAUGAUAAGGCUAAGGAUACUGCUACUAACAAUGUUUACAUAUUAAAGAUAUCAAUCAGCACUGUUUUCUGGCAGUGUAUAAAGAAACCUGUAGCAAUAGACCAAUGGCCUGUGGAUAGAUAUUAUCAUGCAGGUGCUAUUAUUAUAACUAGAUCAGACUGUCCUAUGCUAGUGAUAAGUGGUGGGAAGGAUGAUGAUACGUUAGAUGAUUGUUGGAUCUUUAACAUCACUCAACAUUCCUGGAUAAAGUUAGAUGUACCUCACUCUGUCAGUAAGAGAUGGGGUCAUUCUCUCUCAUCGUUCAGUAUGAGUAGUCCUCUUUGUGUUUGGAUAAUAACUGUAGGAGGACAGUGUCCCUCUGAUUCCAACUACAUCAGUAAACCUAAUGUUGCCAUGUUAAAUGAACUAGUUACUAACAGUAAAGGACAGUGGGCAGUAGGUAGUACAUUAGAUACCAAUGAUAUGAAUAAUGAAGAAUACAAGAAGAGGUAUCAGCAUCAACUACAAAUAGGAGGAAGAAUGUGGUUGGAGGAGUUUGAGCAAGCUAUUGAAGAGAAGGAGAAAGAAUUACAAGAAAGAAAGAGAAGAGCACAAGUCUUUUGUCAGCAGUUGGAGCAGAAGGAAAGAGAAGAAGCAAAGAAAGCUCAAGAAAUAAGAAGAUAUCGACAUCAGCUACAAAAGAAGGAUAGAGAGGAGGCAGAGAGAGAGGAGAGAUAUCAUAACCAGUUACAGGAGAAGGAUAGGGAGCUACAGGAGAAGGAUAGGGCAUUACAGGAGAAGGAUGUGGAGCAUCAGGUGGUACUGCUGGAGAAAGAUAGGGAGCAUCAGGUGGCACUGCAGGAGAAGGAUAGGGAGCUACAGGAGAAGGAUGAAGAGCUGCAUCAGUCUCAAGAUGCAGUUCGUAGGUACCAGCAACAAGCAGAGCUAACUGAUGAUCACUGGGUUAUUAAUAAAGAUGAGGUGAUUUUGACAGAUGAGGAGUUAGGAAGAGGAUCUUAUGCUGUCGUUACAGUUGGUAUCUUCAGAGGUUUAAGAGUAGCUGUCAAGUCACUUCAUACUAUCAUUAUCUCAGAUUAUAAUUUAGCUCUCUUCUCUAGGGAAAUGACUGUAGCAUCACAAAUACGUCAUCCUAACCUGGUCCAGUUUAUUGGUGCAACUAAAGUGGGUAAUCCUCUCAUCUUGACCGAGCUGAUGAGCACUAGUCUUAGUCAUCAGCUGCAGAAAAAACGAUUAACAAAUAAACAGAUUCUGAGUAUUGCUCAAGAUGUAGCUUUAGGCCUCAACUACCUUCACCUGUUUCAACCACCUAUUAUUCACAGAGAUGUGAGCAGUCCUAAUGUAUUAUUAAAGCCUUGCACUGGGCCUGCUGGUUAUGAAGCUAAAGUAGCAGAUUAUGGUACAGUUAAAGUAGUGCAAGCUACCACUGCUAGGACUGGCACUGGUCCUUAUAUGGCAGGCAAUCCAGCAUAUGCUGCACCAGAAGCUCGUGAUCCUGAUCAACACAGUCCAGCAAUGGAUGUCUACAGUUACUCUGUUCUCCUUAUGGAAAUGAAUUUAUGUCGUCCACCAGAAAUGGAGACAGCAAGAAGAGCACGACAAUCUGGUAGUGUCUCCUGGUCUGAUAUGAAGUCUCUCAUACAAAGAGGACUUGACAAUAAUCCCAAAAACCGUCCUACUAUGGCUCAAGUAUUGGAGUUUUUGAAAAGGAUUAAGAUUUGAUUUUUAUAUUUUUGAUAUUCCAAUAGUAGUGGCUGCUUAGAUAGUUUUAAAACUUGUAUACUUUUAGUUAUUUGCUGUUCUACUUA